AUGCCCGGCCGACGCAGCACGACUUCUGCACACCUGCGCAUCCCCUCCCCUCUCGCCCGCUUCUACUCCCACUUCCCCCUCCUCACCCUCCCCUCACCGCACCUCACGACUCCCGCGCCCUCUCAUCCCACAAUCUGGGCAUACGGUCCUCCUCCCUCAGGUCACUCCGAAUCACUCGAUCCCUCGUGUCGGGCAGCGCAGGCGUACGCGAGGUUUGCGGGCCAGAAGUGCGAGGUUAGGUGGAUUGGAUGGGAGGGGAGGGAGGGCGCGCCGGGCGGACAGGUGCCUGCGUUGCAUACGAGUGAGGGAGACUUGUUCGGUGGGGAGGAGCUCGAAGCUUGGCUGGCUGAGAAGGCGGGCGGGAAGGACACUACGAAUGACGCGACCCACCAAGCGUACCUCUCCCUCCUGACGACCACCCUCCUCCCCGCCGUCCUCGCCGCACUCUACCUCUCCCCCUCAACCUUCGCACCCUCCGUCGUUCCCAUUCCCUCCCGUCCCUUCCUCUCCUCCCUCGCCCAGAUUUACUUGACAUGGAACAACCGCUCCACCCGGAUCGACGAGAUCAAGCGGUUGCGAGGCGGAAAGGUAGGGAAGGAGACGGCGCUGGAUCUGGAGGAGAUUGAGAGGGAGGCGGUGGAGGCUAUCGAGGUACUUGAGGGGAAGUUGAAGGCGCAACAGGGAGAGGGAGAGUGGUUUGGCGGAGGGAGCACGCCGUCACGCCUCGAUGCGCUACUUUACGCCCUCCUCUCGAUCGUUCGCAUCCUCCCGCCUAAGUGCGACUCGACCCUUCGACCAGCGCUCGAGCGGUGUCCGACAUUGUUGGCGUGGGUGAAGAAGCACGACCCGUAG
This is a messenger RNA of Rhodotorula toruloides NP11, 852 nucleotides long. RefSeq names its product Glutathione S-transferase, C-terminal-like domain protein. Gene Ontology annotation, cellular component: SAM complex. The transcript has 3 exons. Bases 1 to 852 code for a protein of 283 amino acids. Gene Ontology annotation, biological process: mitochondrion organization. The record is from RefSeq and is a predicted model, not a curated record. NCBI's taxonomy places the organism in Eukaryota, Fungi, Basidiomycota, Microbotryomycetes, Sporidiobolales, Sporidiobolaceae.